Molecule: messenger RNA, 699 nt
Organism: Salvelinus fontinalis (brook trout)
Lineage: Eukaryota; Metazoa; Chordata; Actinopteri; Salmoniformes; Salmonidae
Product: repetin-like
Exons: 4
Source: RefSeq, a predicted model, not a curated record
AUGGUGUUCUCCGUUUUGUUCUACGACCCCCAAAAGUCUCACGGGAUUCAUCUGAAGUCGACUGAUAGAAAGGGACAGACUGAUAGUAAGGGACAGACUGAUAGAAAGGGACAGACUGAUAGUAAGGGACAGACUGAUAGUAAAGGACAGACUGAUAGUAAGAGACAGACUGAUAGAAAGGGACAGACUGAUAGUAAGAGACAGACUGAUAGAAAGGGACAGACUGACAGUAAGAGACAGACUGAUAGUAAAAAGGGACAGACUGAUAGAAAGGGACAGACUGAUAGUAAGCGACAGACUGAUAGAAAGGGACAGACUGAUAGAAAGGGACAGACUGAUAGUAAGGGACAGACUGAUAGUAAGGGACAGACUGAUAGAAAGGGACAGACUGAUAGAAAGGGACAGACUGAUAGUAAGGGACAGACUGAUAGAAAGGGACAGACUGAUAAGACUGACAGUAAGGGACAGACUGAUAGAAAGGGACAGACUGAUAGAAAGGGACAGACUGAUAGAAAGGGACAGACUGAUAGAAAGGGACAGACUGAUAGUAAGUGACAGACUGAUAGUAAGUGACAGACUGAUAGAAAGGGACAGACUGAUAGAAAGGGACAGACUGAUAGAAAGGGACAGACUGAUAGAAAGGGACAGACUGAUAGAAAGGGACAAACUGACAGUAAGAGACAGACUGAUAGUAAGUGA